AAGUAAGUAAAGACCGAGCAAGCUGCAAUAACAAUAAUAUAAACACAAUUUUUUAACUAUCCAUCGUGGUAACUCUGACACGACUCCAAUAUGGCGAACGUGAGAGAUAGUGAUACUUCGUUGUGGCUACAUAAUAAAUUAGGAAUAUCAAAUGAUAGUUGGACUGGCAGUUCUAUUUGUUCUCAGUUAAAUGCCGAGGUUUUACGUAAUAUAAAGGAUUGUUUUGCCGAGUUACAGACCCAAGUUAAGCUCAAAUUACUGCUUUCUUUUUUCCACAUACCAAGACGCAAUGUUGAAGAGUGGAGAAAUGAACUGGAGGAAGUUAUUGAAAUUGCGUCAGUGGACAGCGAUUUGUGGGUGUCAAUGUUAUCCGAAGCGAUGAAGACCCUGCCAGCAACUGGAUCAUUGAACACAGACAUAUCAGACCUGGACGAGCAGCGUCCAAUAUUCAGCGAGUUGGUGAACGACCUGAGGAAGCUGCUGAAGAAGCAAACAGACUUGACAAUGUUGCCUUUGGAAUGUCACUACCUCAACAAAACGGCCUUGAUCUCCGUAGUCGGGCAACAACCAGCGCCGACGAAGCACUUUACGUUGAAAAGGAAGCCCAAGAGCGCUGCGCUAAGAGCGGAGUUGGUCCAGAAGAGCAUCGACGCCGCGAAUAACAUGAAGAAGAGCACCGCGCCGACGGUGCCGGUUCGCAGCCGAGGAAUGCCGAGAAAAAUGACCGACACAACUCCGCUGAAGGGAAUUCCGAGUCGAGUGCCAACGGGAGGGUUCAGAUCUCCAGCUCUGACUCCUUCCUCAAUGUACACCAGGACGCCUAUCAGCAGCAGGAUCAGGAAGGACGGAGGGAUCAAGCUCUUAGAUAUCACAGAGCAGCCUUUGGGCUAUGCACAGGCGAAGAAACGAAAGCGAAUGCUUGAGCUGGAGGAACAGCAGAAGAAAGUCGCAGAAGCUCAAACUGCUGCGGUCGCAGCUGCUACUCCUCCGGCAGAAGCCUCCACCACCCCAGAGUAUGCUCAGGGUCUUGCUCCAAUCAAUCCUCCGGCUACUCCAGCAGCUACUCCUGCUGCUACGCAGUCUUAUGCUCCUCCAACUACUCCAGUAGCUGUUCCAGCUCCAACUACUCCUACUACACCAACCACUCCAAUAAUACCUACAACACCCAGUACCAGCGUGCCUGUACCAGCAGCUCCAACAGUGGUACCAGAGCCAACUCCAGCCAUGGUUCAAACUGUCAGGCCUCCACAAACAAUCACGCAAAUUCGUAUUCAAACCACACCACAGCCUGCUAAUGCGACGGCUAACACCAGAAAAGGAUUAUCACUUACCCGAGAACAAAUGUUGGAAGCACAAGAAAUGUUUAGAACAGCGAACAAAGUUACUAGGCCCGAGAAAGCUCUUAUUCUCGGAUUUAUGGCCGGAGCAAGAACUAAUCCGUGUCCUAAACUCGGUAAUAUUGUCACUGUAAUGCUGUCGGAGAACGUCGAGGAAGUUGUUCAGCCAGAUGGCACAAAGUUGUCGAUGCUCGUCGAAACUCACUUCCAGAUGAAUUAUACGAACGGUGAGUGGAAGCGAAUUAAAAAGAACCGUCGGGUGGUCACUGAAGAAUCUGUGAUUUCUAACGCAGCUACGGCAACUGCGGCAGCUUCUAAUUAAAUUUUUUUUUUUUUUUAUAAUUGUACAUGUAUUCUAAGCCCAGUUGAAGAGGUGUAUAUUUUUCACGGAAAUUAGUUCUGUUUUUAUACUCAAAUUAUUAUGGCCUAAGUGCCUGUCAAUCGUGUUUAUUUUUUGAUUAUUAAUUAAUUAAUUAUUAAUCAACUGCGUUGAU
Cotesia glomerata is the source of this 1831-nucleotide messenger RNA. RefSeq names its product negative elongation factor A-like (gene Nelf-A). Bases 91 to 1659 code for a protein of 522 amino acids. NCBI's taxonomy places the organism in Eukaryota, Metazoa, Arthropoda, Insecta, Hymenoptera, Braconidae. The transcript has 4 exons. The record is from RefSeq and is a predicted model, not a curated record. Gene Ontology annotation, cellular component: NELF complex. Gene Ontology annotation, biological process: negative regulation of transcription elongation by RNA polymerase II.